UGAAAUAAAAUUAAUUAUAUUUGAUGUAAAAUUCCAUUGUUAUCAACGCCACGGAUUUGCUUUCUGUCGUUAAGUAUAAAACAAGCAAUUAUAUCUAGCAGUCAGUAAAUGUUAAUUGUUACGUGCUGAUAACGAGAUAUUUGUCCCAGCAUCUCAGUACUGGCUGGACGUGUUGAAAAAAAAAACAAUUAAAAAAGAAAACAAAAAGAAGAGUUUUUAAAAAUGCGGUGGCAUGGUUGUGGCGCGCCGAGCCGCGUCCCGCCUAACACCAAUACACAACUUUAGUUUAUUCAGUCCGCGUCGGUGUGCGCUAGUGUACACGUCUCUGACGUUUUUCGUCGUGUUUCAUACCCAUACACGUACAGUGAACAGCUGAUUUCGUGAACAAUAUUGUGUUUAGUGUGUGAAGUCUCUAAAAUCGAGAGCUCUUCCGCGCGACGCCAGCCGUGGUGUGGCACUGAUAUAAUCCAGUCAGCAAUAUUUUGAAAUGCUACUUCUGCUGAUAUUGAACUAUUCGAAACCUUGAAUCUUAAUGCCAAGAAGGUGCGAGCCGUUUGAGACUCGAAAGCGACACGCCGUUGAAAGUGUAUUUAUUAAAAGUGUGAGAUCGAGGACUAGCCGGUCCUUGAUGUCAUCGACAAGUUACAAUCCUUGCGCUCUCAAACUUUGUAUAUCGAAGAGGCCCUGCCGCUACUCCGCUAGAGAUCCCAGGUUAAGACACUGGUCCAGAGAAUUCGAGAUCUACUCGCCGUAGAUUCUCUCCCUAAUUGGAUUUAUAAUCCAAUUCUGGUAGUUUUCACACGGUCCUAUAGAGGACUGCGUUUGAACGUUCCUAGUACGUACCUAAAUUCGUACUUAAAAGCAUCCCUUUCGGAGGCUAAUGGACACGCAAACAAAUGCAAAUGGAAUUGCAGGUAAAGGGAAGCCUGAUGGCCAUGGAUGGAAUGUACCGUCUGAAGAGAAGAAGACUACGUCUCCCUCGCUGCCGAAGACGAACGAUGUUAAAUCCAUAGAUGGUAUGAUCGAUAGUCAGAAAGAUGUGAAAGAUAUUGAAGAGAAUAAAAAGCACCCGUUUCGAAGGCCAGCAGAUACGCAUACGGUCUACGCAAAUGGUGUUGCAGGCCAAGAGAAGCCUGUUGAAUAUGCAUGGAAAACACCGUCUGAAGAGGAAAGUACUACAUCCCCCCUUUUGCAGGACACGAAAGAUAUUAAAUAUAUAGACGGUGUGGUUGAUAAUAAAGGAUCUAAAGAGCUUGACACCCUUGCGGUGGGCUACCAUAAAGAUGGACAAAAAGAUGAAGAUGCGGUUUCUACUAAUGAAGGUGUUAAGUUCUUUGGCUUGGGAGAUACAGACAGUAUUUGCUCUAGCAAGCCACCGCCAGAAACGGGCCCUGCCAUACCAGAUGGCGGUUGGGGAUGGGUGGUCGUGGCCGCCUCAUUCCUCGUCGCCACUGUUGCCGAUGGCUUGGCUUUUUCUUAUGGCUUGAUGCAUGACAAAUUUGUCAUAUUCUUCGAAACCAGUGAAGCCAAAACAUCACUGAUUGGAAGCUUGUUUAUCUCUGUACCGCUUAUUGCUGGUCCGAUCAUGAGUGCCUUGGUCGAUAGAUAUGGAUGCAAAAAUAUGACAAUAGUAGGAGGAAUUGCUUCCACAAUCGGAUUUGUAGCGGCGUCCUAUAGUAAUUCAGUAGAGGUGCUGUACUUCACCUAUGGUAUUAUGGCUGGGUUGGGAAUGGGCCUGCUGUACGUAACGGCCGUUGUAUCAAUUGCUUUUUGGUUCGAGAAACGUCGUAAUUUGGCUGUUGGCUUGGGAUCCUGCGGAGUAGGAUUUGGCACAUUCAUUUAUUCUCCUUUAACGACAUAUUUAUUGGAAGAAUUUGGCUGGAGAGGUGCCUUACUGCUUCUCGCUGGCACUGUACUUAAUGUGUGCGUCUGCGGCGCUGUCAUGAGGGACCCAGAGUGGUUGAUAUUAGAACAAAAGAAAGCGAGACAGCUAAAUAAGUCAAAGAGAGCGUCAAGUUCCGUAUCUAUAUCAGCAAAGUCUGGCGGAGGUGAAUCCGUUUACCCAGGGUACGAUGAUUUGAAAACAAUGAUGAAGAGCGGAGAGACUCCAGAGUACAUUUUAACGGCUUUAGUCGCGUCGAUAGCUGAGGCUGAGAACUUGGAAGCAGCUACUAAAAUGAACGCAGAUUUGUCUCAACAACAUAAAGUUAGCUCUGUGAUCAACUUGCCUACUUUCUUAAAGCAAAGCGAGAAGGUGCCUGCCGAAGUACUCGAUCAAUUAGUAUUAAAUAAACGGCUAUACAAUAUCAUUUUGCAAAACUAUCCUUCGUUAUUGGCAUUGAGAAGCAACUCAGAACAAAAACUGCCUGUAGAAUCAUCAGAGAAAGCUAAGCCGGUCAAAAUGUCUAUGAAGUUCAAACUGAACAAGAAAGAAAAGAAGGAUUUUGAGUCGAAACUCGACGUAGUAAAGCAGAAAUUACUUCAGCCUAUCCCAGAAAACAAACCAGCAUUGAUAGCGCCGAGGCCCGAACGUCAGGAUUGGUUUUCAAGGCAUUUUCACACUGAUCACCAUUAUCUGAGAGAUAUAAGGGUGCACAGGAAUUCUAUCAUGCAUCGUGGAGCUAUGAUGAACAUUGCGAAGUACAAACUCCGUGCGUCGUCUUGUCCUGAUAUUUAUAGAAAUUCCAUGUGGUCGGUUGAAGAUCAAGAAGAAAAGACUUGGGGUAAGCGUGUCAUCGAUGUCAUCAACAAAACCUUCGACUUCAACAUGUUCACGGAGUUCCAUUUCCUGAUGAUGAACCUUUCCACCCUGGUGCUGUUCAUCUGGUUUAUUGUUCCGUACUUCUACAUUUCUAACUUCAUGUCCAUGAGCGGAUAUUCAGAAGCAGAUGGGUCUUGGAUGCUGAGUACUUUUGGUGUUGCUACUAUUAUUGGUAUUGUUGGUCUCGGCUGGAUGGGAGAUUUGCCUUGGGUCAACGUCACGAAGACCUACGCCAUAUGCCUCGUCUUCUGCGGCAUCUCUAUCAUUAUGUUCCCUGUCCUCAUCCGUCUCCUGGACCCCACAGCCCGUUCCAGUUUCUACAUCCUGGCCAUCAACGCUGCGAUCUUCGGACUCAUGUUCUCUAGCUCAUACUCUUACACCCCUAGUAUCCUGGUGGAGCUAAUUGCGUUGGAACGGUUUACCAUGGCGUAUGGCCUUGUCCUGCUAAGCCAAGGUGUUGGACAUCUCAUCGGGCCGCCUAUUGCUGGUUCCCUACGUGAUACUACGGGUUACUGGGACGCUGCGUUCUAUAUGGCUGGUAUCUGGGUGAUUGUGUCUGGGUUCCUAGUAGGCGUGAUACCUUACACCCAGAACUUCAGGAUCUGCGGCAACGCACCCCUGGCUAAGGAUGUCGCUGGAGAACCAGACCCUGGCAUCAAGAUUAUCAUCGCCCAUUAACCGGAUAAUAUUAUAUAAUUAAUUUAAAUUAAAUCCCUAUAAAAUAAUCUAAUAAAAUAUCUUUAUCAGUCUUUAAUAGUGCAAAACAGUAGUACAUAAUUUCGAGAUUUUUAAAAAAAAGUCAUGAAAGCUACAAUCGUACAGCCGAAUUGACAUAACUAAUAUUCUUGAAAACUUUUAGAAAAUUUUGAUAUAUUCUAGCAAUGUGCUUUAAUUAUUUGCUAGGCACUUACUAGAUUACAGAUAGAUAAUAUGUAUUUGAAGACUCUCACAGAGAUUUUUAAGCCUUCUCAUUUUGAAUUUGACAUAGUAGACAGUUGUACAAUGCCGUUAAGCGGUACUACCAAUAUUAAAACAUAAAUAUGUUAUGUUGCCAGCACUGUUAGAGUUGUCAAUCUUUAUUUGUGAUUUAUCACUUUUUGUAUUUUUUAUUAUUUCCUUAUGUACUUUUUAUUAUAUUUUUGUAGGUGUUAGAACGCACUUAAAUUCUUUGUUUAAAGAUAUUAUUUAUGCUUAAAGAUUGCGUUUUUGAGUGUGACUAAGCAUGUUUAUUCAGAUGAUGUUGCAAAUCUUGGUACCUUUUUACAUGAAUAUGAUAUUUUUUAUCACUUAGAGAUUUUGCAGAAUGUUCAGUGCUGAUUAGUUCCAAUUAAUGUAUGAGUGCCUGUUUUAGUAUGUUCUAGAAUAAUAUAAUUAUCAUAAUGGCGUAUGCAUAUUUUUUGCCUAUUAAUUAAAGUAUUGUACUUAUCACAUAUAAUAUUGUUUGCACUUUUGAUUGUAAUCGUAGUUUUAAUGUUAUUAUUUAUAUCAUCAUCGCCAUAGACAACCGAAAAUGGCGGAAAAAUAUCAGAAUAUGGAAAAAUAUGAUCUCCAAAUUCAUGUAUGGGUGAGUUGGGGUAUCACCGGUUUACGGGUAAUCACGUUGUUUUAAUAUUACUGCUAAACUGUAACUAAAACUAAUACAGGGAAAAACAAUUUUGGUACGCUACAAAUGUCACUUCAAGCUGUUUUGUCCGUAUUAGGGAAUGUUGUCGGAUUUAGGCUUUAGCAGUUAUCAUGAAACAAGUUUUCAUGAUCCGGUACUACCCCAAGUCACCCUAUAAUAUUAAUUGGAGCGUAUUUUACUAUAUAUUUAUUUGUGGACAUUUCUUACGAAGGUAUUUUUGUGUGACUUGCUUUAAUGUUUAGGUACUUAUAUCAACAGGACGCAAAAAGUUUAUUUAGAUUUUGCGUUAUGUUUAAUCGCCUUAGGCUAAAAUGGCAUAGUAAUUUAGAAUUGACUUACACCGUAUACUCCUAAAAAAUAUGAAGAUAAUACAAAAAUAACUAUCAUUAAAUUAAUUCUCAAAUUAAUAAAUUAUUAAAAUCCUUACAUUUUUUUCCAUGGGAUAAAAGUGUGUAAUAACGAGGAUGACGUAUUAUAUUUUUUUUUAUUAUUAGCUAAUGACAGCUGUCAAUAUAUAUCACUGCCCAAAAAAAUGCAGGUAUAAUUAAAACUAAAUUAUUUUGAUAUUUUUGUAUUGAAUAUUAUUGGAUAAAAUAAAUGCCUAAUUUACUUGCCAUUUGGAAACACCGAUUAUUAUGAUGAUUUUAUUGUUAUAGUGGUAAUUUUCAAAGUAUUUUAGAGUGUAAGUUUGUCUACUUAGAUUUAUAUUAUGUUUCAAAUAUUAAUCGUGUAUCGAUUUCUAUGUAUCAUUAUAUUAUUAAAUGAAUUUAUCAAUCAAGUA
Messenger RNA from Manduca sexta (tobacco hornworm), 5166 nucleotides. RefSeq lists its product as uncharacterized. The transcript has 7 exons. Gene Ontology annotation, biological process: transmembrane transport; monocarboxylic acid transport. Lineage: Eukaryota; Metazoa; Arthropoda; Insecta; Lepidoptera; Sphingidae. The coding region runs from base 881 to 3439 and encodes 852 amino acids. Gene Ontology annotation, molecular function: monocarboxylic acid transmembrane transporter activity. The record is from RefSeq and is a predicted model, not a curated record.